UUGAAAGGUGGAGGGUAUUCAUAUAUUGUGAACAAUGGUGAGGCUUGAAGUCAACUGCACUAAGCGAUCCUUUGUAUUGAAAAUUGAUUUACGUGUUACGCAGCAAACCUUACGCAAUUUAACAACACAUCUCGAUUGGUCAAGUAACAUCCGAGGAGGCGGGGUCUUGAAGAUACGGCAUGCGGAAGCGUGCCUGCAUUAUAACAUUUGACAACACUUGAACUGUGCAACAUGUGGCUCGCUGUUGUCAUAAUCUGUUUAGCUUUACUUGCUAUUCUUCUCAAAUAUGUGUUGGGAACUGGACCGAACCCUUUUGACAUCGACACCCGCGACGCGCCUAAACCCAUGGUGUUCGAUCGUAAGGUGAAGAAUAAAGUUUUAAAGCAAGGCUUUCUGGCAACUAGGAUCCCUCAGGACUUGGACGCAGUAGUUGUUGGCAGUGGCAUUGGUGGAUUGGCAAUUGCUGUCCUGUUGGCUAAAGUAGGUAAAAGGGUUCUGGUUUUGGAGCAACAUGACCGGGCUGGAGGGUGCUGUCACACCUUCGCAGAGCAGGGCUUUGAGUUUGAUAUUGGCAUACACUAUAUUGGCGAGCUGCUGGAUCAUAAGCCAAUGCGCUGCAUUGUCGAUCAACUGACCAAUGGACAAUUGCAGUGGGAGCCAUUGGAUAACCCCUAUGACCAUGUGGUUUUGGGCCCCCCGGAGGACCGUCGCAUUUACCCCAUCUACAGUGGACGAAAACGCUUCCCAGACGAACUGAAGAAAUGCUUCCCAGGGGAGGAGAAGGCCAUUGAUGAAUAUAUGAGACUUACCAAGAAAGUUGGGGGUGGUGUGUGGUUCAUGGUGCUGCUGAAGCUCGUACCAGUCCCUCUUGCAAAGUUCCUGGUGCACACAGGUCUGGCCAAUCGUAUCUCUUCCUUCUUCCGCUAUGCCUCCCGCAGCCUGACCGAGGUGGUGAAUGAGCUCACACAAAAUAAAGACCUGAGAGCUGUGUUCUGCUACAUCUUUGGAACCUACGGUAAAAUGCCCAAAGACUCAAGCUUCUCCAUGCACAGUCUGCUUGUGCGGCACUAUCUGAAUGGUGCCUGGUACCCGAAAGGUGGCGCUAGUGAGAUUGCCUACCACAUGAUCCCCAUCAUUGAGAAGGCGGGAGGAGCAGUGCUUGUUAGAGCACCUGUCAACCGCAUACUUCUGAAUGACGCUAAAGAGGCUAUUGGUGUGAGUGUUCUGAAGGGCCAGGAGGAAGUGCACAUACAUGCUCCCAUGGUGAUUUCAGAUGCUGGAAUCUUAAACACUUACCAGAAUCUUCUACCCAAAGAUGUGCAGGCCAUGCCUGCGAUCCAGAAACAGCUGAGUAUGGUGCAGAGUGGUGACGGUGGUCUCAGUGUCUUCAUUGGUCUGGAAGGGACAAAAGAGGAGCUGGGUCUAAAAGCAGACAAUUACUGGAUCUUUUCUGAGAACAACUUGGAUGACCUAGUGGAGGGCUACAUGAAGGGGAAAAGAGAAGAAUCUGUUAAGAACAUCCCUCUGAUUUUUGUCGCCUCACCCUCUGCCAAAGAUCCCACCUGGGAGGAGAGAUCCUCAGGUAAAUCCACCCUGACUGUUGUUAGCUUUGCUGACUAUGCAUGGUUUGAAGAGUGGAAGGAUGACAAAGUGAAGAGCCGAAAUGCAGAUUAUAAAGAAUUGAAGGAGACCCUCAUCAAUACUAUUUUGGAGAUGGUGACUCAGAUCUAUCCUAAGAUCAAGGACAAGAUUGUAUACGUUGAUGCAGGGACCCCAAUCACGAAUCAACACUACAUCGCCGCUUCUAAAGGCGAGAUAUAUGGUAUAGAUCAUUGCCUUUCUCGCUUUACUGUAGAAAUGAACGCCACCAUCAGACCACAGACUCCUAUUAAAAACCUCCUCCUCACUGGUCAGGACGUAAUGUUAUGCGGCUUCGCCGGAGCGUUGGCAGGGGCGCUGACGUGUGGUUCGGUCAUUCUGAAUCGCAAUCUUCACCUGGAUAGCAUCGCUCUUGCUAAGAAGGUUAAGAACAAGAACAAGAAGAUAGAAUAAGUAGUUUGUAAUCCAGCCCAGUCAGAAUCAGAUGACUUUUAAUUGAAGGACAAUUCUGGUAAAAACGUUUAGAUGUUGUUGAGCGUGCUGCAGUCUUUAUGGGUGAGUGAUUCCGACAGAAUGAAUGACGUUUUUGAUUCUCUGGAAUUUUCCGAAGGUGUGGAUUCUGUGUGGGCCUACACAUGACUACUUAAGUGUGCUGCUUCAUAAUCAUUGCCCAGAGCUAUCAGAUAUGACUCACAGAGGACAGAGGUUAUCUUUGAGAUUAAUGGAAUAUUAAUAAACUACUACUGAAAACACAACAUCCGUUUUAUUAAUUGUGUCUAAUUUGUAAUAAUGUCAUAAAUCUUGAAUUUACAUGGAGGAAACCAUUAAAGGGAGACAAAUUAGUUUAAUCUUUUUUAAUCUUCCUGUUCAUCAAUAUGUGAAAUACUUUAAACGGGCACUUAGCACAGACUGCAUGCAAACUGGAGUUUACUAAAUAAAUGUUAUGCACUUUAAAUGUGUGAGAGUGUUAAUGCAGUGUUUUAUAAAGGGUUAUAUCCUGCUGUCUUAUCAAAUUAUGAUUCUAUUUGCACAUGUGCCCUUUGACAACUACGCGUUUUGCUUACUGUAAGUGAUUUUUCAUAAAAGAAUGAAACUGAGUAUUCAAUAAAGUUUUUUUAAUACUG
Triplophysa rosa is the source of this 2723-nucleotide messenger RNA. Its product is annotated as all-trans-retinol 13,14-reductase-like. Gene Ontology annotation, molecular function: all-trans-retinol 13,14-reductase activity. The record is from RefSeq and is a predicted model, not a curated record. The coding region runs from base 232 to 2052 and encodes 606 amino acids. The transcript is spliced from 11 exons. NCBI's taxonomy places the organism in Eukaryota, Metazoa, Chordata, Actinopteri, Cypriniformes, Nemacheilidae.